AUGAAGUAUGUGUGCAUUGCAUUCUUGGAAGAGCGGCGCGCCCUGAUUUGUGUCGCGCCGCCAAUGUUCAUGAUUGACGACUUGCAAGUGUUCUUUCCAUACGAUCUCAUCUACCCGGAGCAGUAUGAGUAUAUGCAGGAGAUUAAGCGAGCUCUCGACGCCAAGGGUCAUGCCUUGCUAGAGAUGCCUUCCGGCACUGGCAAAACAGUGUCCCUCCUCUCUCUGAUCGUCUCCUACCAGCUGGGCUACCCUGGCCGCCUCGGCAAGUUUAUCUACUGUUCGCGAACAGUUCCGGAAAUUGAAAAGGUUCUUGGCGAGCUGAAGCGCGUCAUUGCAUACAUGUCCAAAGAGAUGGGCCGAAAUCUGGACUACCUGGGCCUUGGACUAUCAUCCCGGCGCAACAUGUGCAUCCAUCCUGACGUGAGCCAGGAGCGCACUGGGGCCAUCGUGGAUUCGCGCUGCCGCCAGCUGACGGCCUCAUUUGUGCGCGAGAAGACCGCCGACGGCAAAUCUCUCUGUACAUACUUCAAUGGCUUUGAGGCCCAUGGCCGUGAUGCCCCACUUCCUGCAGGAGUUUACAACCUUGAGGACCUCAAAGUCUUUGGCGAACAGCGCAAAUUUUGCCCCUAUUUCUUGGCGCGCUAUGCUAUUACGCACGCCAACAUUGUCGUUUACAGUUACCACUACCUGCUUGACCCCAAGAUUGCUGAACUUGUGUCUCGGGAAAUGGGCCGGGACUCGGUUGUUGUCUUUGAUGAGGCGCACAACAUUGAUAACGUCUGCAUCGAAAGCAUGAGCGUCACCAUUCAACAACGUCAUCUCGACCGCGCCACCGCCAAUCUACGAUCUCUGAAGAAUAAGGUGAAAGAGAUGAAGGAAAGCAACACGGAACAGCUCCGGCAUGAAUAUCAGAACUUGGUUCAAGGCCUGCGCGAUAACCGAGCCAAUCAGGCCACUGACUCGGUGAUGGCAAAUCCGGUGCUUCCCCAUGACGUGUUGGAGGAAGCCGUGCCCGGCAAUAUUCGCAAGGCUGAGCAUUUUGUCGCGUUCAUGGACCGCUUUGUUGAAUAUCUAAAGACACGUCUUCGCGUCAAGCAGGUCCUCAGUGAGCCGCCAGCUGCCUUCCUGGAGCACGUCUUUCAAAGCGUGUGCAUUGAAGCCAAGCCCCUACGCUUUUGCUCCGAGCGCCUGGGCUCCCUCUUGCAGACCUUGGAACUGGCUCGCAUCGAUGACUAUGGCCCCAUUACCCUCAUUGCCAGUUUUGCCACGCUCGUCAGCACCUAUUCCAAAGGCUUCAGUUUGAUUAUCGAGCCCUACGACGAUCGCGCACCUUCAGUGCCAGACCCGGUGCUGCGCUUCACUUGCAUGGAUGCGUCCUUGGCCGUCAAGCCAGUGUUUGAUCGCUUUCAAUCGGUGAUUAUCACGUCUGGAACCCUCUCGCCGCUGGACAUGUAUCCCAAGAUUCUCAAUUUUAGGCCUGUCACCAUGUGCUCUUUUGACAUGACCCUGAGCCGCACGUCGCUUCUCCCGAUUGUGGUGACACGCAGUGCCGACCAGACCCCACUGUCGACGCGCUACGAGGACCGCGAGCAGUCGGCUGUGAAGCGCGGCUACGGGCAUCUUCUUCUCGACAUUUGUUCUGCGGUGCCUGAUGGUGUGGUGUGCUUUUUUGUGAGCUACGAGUAUUUAGAGUCUGCAGUGAGCACGUGGAUUGAUCAGGGCAUCAUGACGCAAAUUCAGGCCAAGAAGUUGGUGUUCGUGGAGACACAAGACGGCGCAGAGACGAGUCAGGCGCUGGACAGCUUUCAAAAGGCAUGCGCCAAUGGCCGCGGUGCCGUCCUGCUCUCGGUGGCGCGCGGCAAGGUGUCCGAAGGCAUUGAUUUUGACCACCAUCUCGGCCGUGCCGUUGUCAUGAUGGGCAUUCCCUACGUGUACACUCAGAGCCGGGUACUCAAGGCACGAUUGGAGUACUUGGCCGACAAUUUCCAGAUCAAAGAGGACGGUUGGCAGUGCGUCGGACGCGCCAUUCGCGGCAAGACCGACUAUGGUAUCAUGUGCUUUGCGGACCAACGAUUCUCGCGCACGGACAAGCGUAGCAAGAUUCCAAAGUGGAUCCAAAAAUACCUGACAGAUACCCACCUCAACUUGUCCUCGGAGGAAGCCAUGGUCUUGAUCCGCCGCUUCCAGCGAGAGAUGGCGCAGCCAUACGAGAACACGCCUGGCCUCUCGCUGCUGACCCUGGAGGAGUUGCAAAAAGAAAACCGCAAGUACGCAAGCGCCAAGACGGUUUUUGACCUGGGCAUGCUGGAAACUGGUGGGCAUGCCCUCGGUGCUCCACCGGAAAAGCGUGUCAAGGAUGCAGCGGACAGUCAAGCCAAGGCGGAGGCUGAUGCAUGAUAGAGCCCAUUGUAUAACAGAUAUCCUCAGUCGCGUACCUGACUUGUGUGUGACAAACAGCUGUGCAGCGUCGUGUGUAGACGACGUGACGAAAACAAUUAAUCGAGUCAACGAGG
Molecule: messenger RNA, 2513 nt
Organism: Monosiga brevicollis MX1
Lineage: Eukaryota; Choanoflagellata; Craspedida; Salpingoecidae
Exons: 23
Coding region: 1-2397 (798 amino acids)
Biological process (GO): positive regulation of mitotic recombination; transcription by RNA polymerase II; nucleotide-excision repair
Cellular component (GO): nucleus
Molecular function (GO): damaged DNA binding; DNA helicase activity; ATP binding
Source: RefSeq, a predicted model, not a curated record